Molecule: messenger RNA, 1980 nt
Organism: Candidula unifasciata
Lineage: Eukaryota; Metazoa; Mollusca; Gastropoda; Stylommatophora; Geomitridae
Source: the annotation of a GenBank genome assembly
AUGAUGAAUGGAUGCAUUCCACGCAAUCUAAGAUGUUACUGGAUUCACCUCAGGCACUUUAAAAGGCAGAAAUUACCAAUACUACCAGUACAGAAUGUGCCUUCAAGGAGGAAACGGUCAUUGUUAUACGGUUUUAUUGUUUUGACUGCAGUUGGAAGUGGGGGAGCCUUCCUUUUUUCUGCUGAGCAAGUUGAUUGGUCAAGAUUAUGUGGCAGUAUUUUUCAAAGUCUGAAUGAUAGAAUUCUCCAAAGUGUGGUGUCACCUGACACUCUUUGGGUUGGACUUGAAGAUGACUGGCCUGUGUAUAUGUCUGCACCACAUCACAAUGAGCUGUCCAGCAGGGUAUUAAUGUAUGUGUCUGACAUCAUCAACUUCAACAUUAAUCAAAUCUGGGACUGGUUGUUUCCAUGGGAACAAUCUAAAAGUGAUGAUCCCUGGGUGCUGCUGGAGCUUACGAGGUCUAGCAACUUUUGGAUCAGGCAAAUGGGAGUCGCUUCCCUUGCAGAUAAAGUUAACUGGCCUAGUUACAAAUACAGACUGGUAGCUCAGGCUUGUGAUCAUCGUACAACUGUAGCACUGGCCAGAUAUCCUCAUGCAAGUGAUGCCUAUUUUCUACCUCAACCAAGAAUACAUCCAUCAAAGUACAGUAUUUUACAUGACCUGAAGGACCAGCUGUCUAAGCUGCCUAUGCCUCCCUCAGUUAAUUCCUGCACCAUGUAUUAUCGUUUUGUUUCACUGGAUCAGGAUUAUAUGUUUCAGAAAGACCUUUUGGGGAUGGAUUUCUUAGCGCACAGCUAUACCCUUCCAGGAGAGGAGGAAAAGAAGAAUGAACAAGCAAUAGGAUUUUGUUUGGAGGGUAUUUCAUCAUACACAUCUGAUCCACAGUAUGCAACAAUGUUUGUGGAAAAUUGUGGUUUGGCAGUACUGCAACAGUUACUAGAAGAAAUACCAGAAAAUUGGGUACAACUUUAUGUUGCCACCAUCUUGUCAAAUCUGUCAAUGGUACCUGAUUUAUUGGAUGCCAUAGUAAGCACAGGUUGGGUCUACGUACUUCGCUUGUGGUCAAGGAGCAGUAAUGCAGCUUUGUCACUUCUUGCCCUCACAACCUUAGCCAACUUGGAUAGGGACUGGAUCUACCGGGAUUUUUACCAGGAUAUGGUGCUUUUACAUCCAACACAGAGAAACAGCCAGCCAUUUUAUGCUGAUGUUGUGCUUGUCCAUGGGUUGAGAGGAGGAGCUGUGAAAACCUGGAGGCAAAGGGAUCCGGAUAAAGACAAUCAACAGAACCAAUGUGUGUGUUCUCCGUGCUGGCCAAAGGACUGGCUUGCAUCAGAUUGCCCCAAUCUGCGGAUAAUCAGCAUUGGCUACAACUCUUCACUGCACAGAUGGGGCGACAGUUGUCCGUAUGAACAGGAGAAGCGGACAAUUGAUGGACGAAGCAGAGAAUUGCUGAAAAAGCUACAGAAGGCUGGAGUGGGCUCCAGACCCAUUAUAUGGAUAGGGCAUUCAAUGGGAGGUCUGUUAAUAAAGCAGAUCCUGUCUCUGGGCCAGCAAGAGAAUGAGUUUUCCCAGUUUGCAUCUCAGACCCAGGGAGUGAUCUUCUACAGCGUCCCCCACCAUGGUUCCUCUGUGGUUGAUGUUCUGAUGUACGCCAAGUAUCUGCUGUUUCCUUCUGUGGAGGUGCAGGAAAUGCACACACAUUCACCAAAGCUGAGUCUGUUACAUCAAGAAUUUGUUAACUUCAUGACCGUAAACUCAAUUCCUUGUCUUAGUUUUGGAGAGAAUGCAAAAACAACAUUUGGGCGCACUUUGCCAAAAGUUCUUGUAGUCCCCCUGGAAUCAAGCGAUCCAGGAAUUGGCAAGUUUGUCAGUGUGCCCAAUGAUCACAUCAACACCUGCAAGCCAUGCAGCAAAGAUGACAUUAUCUACCAGCUGACCUGUUCCUUUGUCAGGGAUAUUCUUCACCAGAUCAGAAGAUAA